AUGGCAAAAUAUACGUCGAUGUGUGAGAGGAGCUUGCUAUGUGUGCUGGGCCUCUCCAUCCUGGCGACGAGCGUGAGCGGCGGCGAUGAGGCCGCCCUGCUCGCUUUCAAGGCCGAGCUCACCAUGGACGGCGGUGCGCUGGCAUCGUGGAACGGCAGCACCGGGUUCUGCAGCUGGGAGGGAGUGGCGUGCACCCGUGGUACGAAGCGGAACCCACCGCGGGUGGUGGAGCUGAACCUGCCCAUGAGAGGGCUUGCCGGGACGCUCUCCCCGGCCAUCGGGAACCUCACGUUCCUGCAAGCACUGGAGCUGGGAUUCAACUGGCUGCACGGCGACGUCCCAGACAGCCUCGGCCGUCUCCGUCGCCUCCGCUACUUGGACCUCGGCUACAACACCUUCUCCGGCAGGUUCCCCGCCAACCUGAGCUCCUGCGAGGCCAUGGAGGAAAUGUUCCUCGACGCCAACAACGUCGGCGGCCGCGUGCCUGCAGAGUUCGGGGACAGGCUGACGCGGCUCCAGGUGCUCCGUCUCAAGAACAACAGCCUCACGGGGCCUAUCCCGGAGUCGCUUGCCAACAUGUCGUCGCUACGCCACCUCGCCCUCGCCAACAACCAGUUCGACGGCCAGAUCCCGCCGGGGCUCGCCAACCUCGCCGGCCUCCGGGCCUUGGACCUCGCCGUGAACAAGCUCCGCGGCGCGCUCCCGCUCGCCAUGUACAAUCUGUCGUCGUUGAAGGUCUUCCACGUGGAAGGGAACCAGCUCCAUGGCAGCAUUCCCGCCAACGUCGGCAGCAAGUUCCCCGCCAUGGAAGACUUCAGCCUUGCCAACAACAGGUUCACCGGACGCAUCCCUUCUUCCCUCUCAAAUCUCACCACUCUCACAAGCCUACAGCUCUCGAUCAACGAAUUCACUGGACUUGUGCCUCGCGAUAUCGGGAGGCUGGAGCAUCUUCAGAUCCUGUACUUGACCCACAACCUGCUUGAGGCAGCCGACACGGAGAGCUGGGAUUUCGUCGCUUCGCUGGCGAACUGCAGCAACCUGCUGCAGCUGAGCCUCAGUGACAACUCCUUCAGUGGGCAGCUCCCCAGAUCGGUGGUAAACCUGUCAACCACGCUGCAGUAUCUCUAUUUGUCAGACUGUGGCAUCUCGGGCAGCAUCCCGCAGGGCAUCAGCAAUUUGGUUGGGCUAACCAUACUUGAUUUUGCAAACACCUCAAUAUCCGGAGUGAUCCCAGACAGCAUCGGUAAACUAGCAAACUUGGUUCAGCUUGGCUUGUACAGAACCAGGUUAUCAGGCCUCAUACCAUCUUCACUUGGAAACCUUACACGGCUUAAUGAGAUUGUUGCAUACAGUAACAGCUUGGAAGGACCAAUCCCCGCAAGCCUUGGCAAACUAAGGAACCUGUAUCUCCUUGAUCUGUCAGAGAACUACCUGUUAAAUGGUUCAAUUCCCAAGGAGGUUUUUCUGCCAUCCCUUUCUUUGAGCCUGCAAUUAUCACACAAUUCAUUCUCAGGACCCCUUCCGUCAGAAGUUGGUGACUUGGUUAAUCUCAACCAGCUGAUCCUGUCAGGAAAUCAGUUGUCCGGCCACAUACCUGAUACCAUCGGGAAUUGCCUAGUACUGGAGUCGUUGAUGCUGGAUAACAACAUGUUUGAAGGAAACAUACCACAAUCUAUGCUGAAUGUAAAAGGGCUCCGGGAACUAAACCUGACCGCCAACAGAUUGUCAGGUGAGAUACCAGAUGCCCUUAGCAAUAUCGGCGCCUUGCAAGGGCUGUAUCUAGCGCACAACAACCUGUCAGGACCGAUCACAGCAUCUCUACAGAAACUAACGUCGUUGUUGGCAUUUGAUGCAUCCUUCAAUGAUUUGCAGGGUGAAGUGCCCAGUGGGGGUGUUUUCGGCAACUUGACUGCCAUAUCAAUAACUGGAAACAGCAAGCUGUGCGGUGGAAUACCUCAGCUUCGCUUGGCCCCAUGCUCUACGCAUCCUGUAACAGAGAGCAAAAAAGAUAGGUCAAAGCCUCUGAUCAUUUCUCUGGCAACAACUGGAUCAAUGUUAUUGCUAGUUUCAGUCGCUGUAACUAUUUGGAAGCUUAAGCAAGGACCGAAGGGUCAAGGGCCACCUACAGCAGUUACUCAGGAACACUUCCAAAAAGUUACGUAUCAGGCCUUGUUGAGGGGAACAGAUGGAUUUUCAGAAUCUAACUUGCUUGGCAAAGGAAGAUAUGGCUCGGUUUACAAAUGCAGUUUACAAGGUGAGGAUACACCAACACCAGUGGCUGUAAAGGUAUUUAACCUUCAGCAAUCAGGGUCUUCUAAGAGUUUCCAGGCUGAAUGUGAGGCGCUGAGAAGGGUACGCCACCGUUCUCUCAUAAAGAUCAUCACGCUCUGCUCAAGCAUAGAUAACCAAGGUCAAGAUUUUAAGGCACUGGUCAUGGACCUCAUGCCCAAUGGGAGCUUAGAUGGUUGGCUUCAUCCCAAGUACAGAACCUCCACUCUAAACAAUACUCUGAGCCUAACUCAAAGGCUAGAUAUUGCUGUCCAUGUCAUGGAUGCUCUGGACUAUCUUCAUAAUCACUGUCAGCCACCAGUUGUUCAUUGUGAUGUCAAGCCAAGCAACAUCCUCCUAGCAGAAGAUAUGAGUGCCCGAGUUGGAGACUUUGGCAUCUCAAGGAUCCUGCUUGAAAGUGCAAACAUAGCUGGGCAAAAUUCAAACAGCACCAUUGGAAUAAGAGGCUCCAUUGGUUAUGUUGCUCCAGAGUACGGAGAAGGUUUUCCAAUCUCAACUCUUGGUGAUGUUUAUAGCCUUGGGAUAUUUCUACUUGAGAUGUUUACGGGUAGGAGCCCAACAGACGAUAUGUUUACUGGAUCAUUAGAUCUUCACAAGUUCUCGGAGGCUGCUCUCCCUGACAGGAUCAUGGAGAUAGCUGAUCCAACAAUAUGGGUGCACAAUGAUGCCAGCGAUAAGAUCACAAGAAGCAGAGUUCAGGAAUCUCUGAUCUCUGUCAUUAGGAUUGGCAUAUCCUGCUCGAAGCAGCAACCCAGAGAGCGAAUGCCGAUACGAGAUGCAGCCAAUGAGAUGCAUGCAAUCAGAGAUGCAAACCUGUUGUUCGCCAGUUCUCUUGUAGUGGAACAUGAAGGUGACACGCUGAUCGAUAGGACAUGCACCAACUAUUAG
Miscanthus lutarioriparius is the source of this 3177-nucleotide messenger RNA. NCBI's taxonomy places the organism in Eukaryota, Viridiplantae, Streptophyta, Magnoliopsida, Poales, Poaceae. The record is from the annotation of a GenBank genome assembly.